ACAAACACUUGGUCUUCAUUUCAGUCUCAGGGUGCUCUAGUCUUUCAUCACUUUACUCAGAAAGUCGGAUGUCCAGACAUGGAUCAGGUCAGAGACGUGUCUGGAAAGUGGAAGAAUGAUCUUGGUUCUGUAAUGGAGCUGAAGGAGGAUGGCACUGGUAAGAUUAGCGGGACGUAUACAACUGCUGCUGAGUUCUUUAUGUCCAAUGAACCAGGAGAAGCCGCUGACCUUGUGGGCUACAUAAAAAAUCACACGGAUAAAGAGAUUGGCAUCCCCACUACUACUAUUACAUUCUGCAUGGCCUGGAAGAUAGAAGGCUCAUGUAGUGCAUUCACUGGCCAGAUCUUCCCAGGAGAAAACAAUGAACAGCCUGUAAUAAAGACCACCUGGCUUCUCCAUUCACCUGUAGAUGGCCUUCAGCACAACUGGGCAUCAACCAGGGUUGGGGAGAACACAUUCUACAAAAUACAGACCCAUCAAGAAGACUCUCAAGGAUGAGAAAAAGUGGAAAAAGUUAAUUAUCAAAAUAAAGUUUGAUUAACA
Labeo rohita (rohu) is the source of this 543-nucleotide messenger RNA. RefSeq names its product avidin-related protein 4/5. NCBI's taxonomy places the organism in Eukaryota, Metazoa, Chordata, Actinopteri, Cypriniformes, Cyprinidae. Gene Ontology annotation, molecular function: biotin binding. The coding region runs from base 79 to 498 and encodes 139 amino acids. The record is from RefSeq and is a predicted model, not a curated record. The transcript is spliced from 4 exons.